This is a messenger RNA of Musa acuminata AAA Group (dessert banana), 703 nucleotides long. RefSeq lists its product as uncharacterized. NCBI's taxonomy places the organism in Eukaryota, Viridiplantae, Streptophyta, Magnoliopsida, Zingiberales, Musaceae. The coding region runs from base 67 to 507 and encodes 146 amino acids. The transcript has a single exon. The record is from RefSeq and is a predicted model, not a curated record.
GGAGACUCCCUCCCUCCUUUCCAGCCUCCGCCUUUGAUCCCGAUAAGGCUGAACAGCAGUGUUGGCAUGGGGAAUUGCUUGAUUCUUCAGGAGAAGAAGGUGAUCGAGAUAAUGAGGAUGGAUGGGGAGGUUCUUCGAUACCCUUCACCUCUCAAGGUGCAACAGGUGCUGAACGAGUUCCCUGGGCACGCAAUCUCCGACGCACUUCCGGUGAUCGCCUGCCUGGAUCCGGAGAAGCGUAUGAGACAUGGGCAGCUGUACUAUCUCCUCCCUCCCAAGAAGCCGGUGGCAGAGAACAGUGCAGGAGAGGGCCUCGUCAGAAUCAAGCUGGUGGUGUCCAAGCAAGAGCUGAAGGAGAUGGUGAGGAAAGGAGGGGUCUCCCUUGAUGACAUGAUGUCUCUUCUCCGAAGAGAGCAGCAAAGCAGAGGCGGCCCAAGCGAGAAAGAGAGGGCCAUGGAGUGGAGGCCUACCCUGGAAAGCAUACCGGAAGGGAAUGAUCUCUGCUAAGAACAGAGCUCCUGGGUUAUCUAGCUGAAGGUUGAUGCAUGUACAUAUAUAUAUAUAUAUAUAUAUAUAUAUAUCUAUAUAUAUAUCAUCAAAGGGGUUCUCUUUCUCUUUUCUUCUCUUUCCUCGACCAGAGAAGGCAAAGAAAACCCAUCAUCAAUUGAUCACUCUAUUAAACAGCUUUUGGACUUCCUAGUAA